Messenger RNA from Ophidiomyces ophidiicola, 1614 nucleotides. RefSeq lists its product as uncharacterized. The transcript has 7 exons. Gene Ontology annotation, cellular component: membrane. Gene Ontology annotation, molecular function: transmembrane transporter activity. The coding region runs from base 1 to 1614 and encodes 537 amino acids. NCBI's taxonomy places the organism in Eukaryota, Fungi, Ascomycota, Eurotiomycetes, Onygenales, Onygenaceae. Gene Ontology annotation, biological process: transmembrane transport. The record is from RefSeq and is a predicted model, not a curated record.
AUGUCCGCCAGGUCGUCGUCGAUCAAGAACGGUUCGUCUCCGGUGGACUGCAAGGCCGAGAUGCUGGCCGCGCAGGCGCCGGACGACGAGCUCGCAGGCAAUGGCCAUGUGGAGUCGAAGUACAUGGGCACGGUGGCUGAUCGCCGUGAGAUGAACGCGCUGGGGAAAUCGCAGGUGCUGCGGCGAAAUUUCCGCUUCAUCUCGAUCUUGGGAUUCGGCAGCACGUUGAUCGCAACGUGGGAGGUGAUCUUGACGCUGCUGGGCUUUGGCCUGUUGAACGGCGGCACCGCCGGGCUCGUCUGGGGUUUUCUCGUUAUCUUCUUCGGUGCCACGAUGGUCUUCGCCAGCCUGGCCGAGAUGGCCUCCAUGGCGCCCACCGCCGGUGGCCAGUACCACUGGGUGUCGGAGUUUGCGCCGCGCUCGUGGCAGAAGUAUCUCAGCUAUAUCACCGGCUGGAUCUGCACCCUGGGCUGGCAGUGCACCAUUGUGGCCAUCUCCUUCAUUGCUGGCACGGUCAUCCAGGGCCUGAUCACACUGAACAAUGAUGCCUAUGUCCCCAAGCAGUGGCACGGCACCCUACUGGUUAUUGGCAUCGCUAGCUUUGCUGUCUUCUUCAACACUCUGCUGGCAAAGAAACUGCCCAUGGUAGAGGGCCUGUUUCUCAUCCUCCACGUUCUCGGCAUAUUCCUGAUCAUCAUCCCACUGUGGGUGCUGGCACCCCGCCACUCAGCCAAAUUCGUCUUCACCGAGUUCAACAACGGUGGCGGCUGGAAUUCAAUCGGCACAUCUGCGCUCAUCGGCUUUACAACCUCACUUCCGUCAAUGAUCGGCUACGACUGCACUGUUCAUAUGGCGGAGGAGAUCCAAGACGCCUCGCGAACCCUACCAAAGGCCAUCAUGGGGACUGUUUUCAUCAACGGUAUUCUCGGGUUUCUCAUGAUGCUCACGCUGUGUUUCACUCUGGGCGAUGUCAACAGUAUUUUGGAAACUAAGACUGGCUUCCCGUUUAUCCAAGUCUUCUAUAACACGACCCAAAACCUCAAGGCAUCAUCGGCAAUGUGUGCAAUUGUAGUUCUGACUCUGACAGCAAGUGCCAUUAGCGAGAUUGCGACCGCCUCCAGGCAGCUGUGGUCCUUUUCGCGGGAUAAUGGUAUGCCCUUUUCCUCUAUCCUCUCCCAUGUGCCUCCACGGUGGAAUAUUCCCCUCAAUGCUGUCUUUGUAUCUCUCUUCGCGACAUCUCUUCUUUCUUUGAUCAACCUCGGUUCUUCUAUUGCCUUGAACGCCAUCAUCUCGCUCACAAACUCGUCACUUGUUACUUCAUAUAUGAUAUCCAUUGGUUGUGUUCUGCUUAAGCGGCUUCGUGGCGAGCCUCUCCCAUCUCGCAGAUGGUCGCUCGGCCGCUUUGGCUUUGCAAUCAACGUAGCCGCUCUUUGCUAUCUCGCUCCAAUGUUUGUCUUCGCAUUCUUUCCCCCCCAGCCCAACCCUAAUGCCCAGACAAUGAACUGGGCGAUCGUUAUGUAUGGCUUUGUUAUUUCGUUUGCAACUAUUUACUAUAUAUUUGUUGGAAGAUUCCAUUAUGUACCACCCGUGUCGCUGGUCAAGAGGGAGGAAUAA